AUGAUGUUUGAGCAAGGACGCUAUUGGUAUGAUGCCUCAAUGACGGUUUUAGAGUUAUAUUCUGCCAAAAAGCCCAAUGAAAUCAUAGCCUUGGAUAACAACGGCAGGUGUUAUCGCUCGUCUUCUUACAAAUUAAAAAUGUACAAUGCCAUUAAGUCACAUUGUUAUAAAGUUGCGUUUAUUCGACACGGUGAAAGUGAAUUUAAUCAAGAAAACAAGUUUGUCGGUUGGUUGGACUCGGAUCUUUCAUCCAGAGGAGAAUGUGAAGCUCGACAAGCAGGUCAAAUGAUAAAACAAAGGUCAUUAAGCUUUGAUAUUGCUUACACGAGUGUUCUUAAAAGGGCGAUAAAGACCUGCCACGUUGUCCUAGAAGAACUUGACCUGUUGUGGAUUCCUGUUUUAAAGUCUUGGCGUUUGAACGACCGUAUGCAUGGCGCUUUGCAAGGACUGACACAAAAUGAGACCACAACUAGAUAUGGGGAAUGUCAGCUACAAUUGUGGACAAAGUCAUAUGAUAUUCCACCUCCCGCUCUCCUAUCAACAGAUCCACUAUUGCCUGAAUUUGAUCCUCGUUAUGCUCUUCUAGAUCAUAAUAUCCUACCUAAAACAGAGUGUCUUAAAGACACCGUCAAACGAGUUCUUCCCUUUUGGCAUGAUGAAAUUGUUCCUGCAAUGAAAAAGGGGAAACGAGUUCUUAUUGUAGCCCAUGCGAACAGUAUUCGGGCCUUACUCAAACAUAUAGAUAACAUUCCAGAUGGAAAAGUCAUGGACAUAGAAAUCCCUUCUGGUAUCCCACUGAUCUAUGAACUGAAUGCAGAUUUGAUGCCAGUUCGGCAUUAUUAUUUAGCAGAUGACUCAAAGGUGGCAGCAGCCAUCAGCAGAGAAGGUGACCAAAUGAGGGUUAUGUGA
Messenger RNA from Echinococcus granulosus, 909 nucleotides. RefSeq names its product putative phosphoglycerate mutase. The transcript has 7 exons. The record is from RefSeq and is a predicted model, not a curated record. Gene Ontology annotation, molecular function: intramolecular phosphotransferase activity. Gene Ontology annotation, biological process: glycolytic process. NCBI's taxonomy places the organism in Eukaryota, Metazoa, Platyhelminthes, Cestoda, Cyclophyllidea, Taeniidae. Bases 1 to 909 code for a protein of 302 amino acids.